UAUAUGAGGCUGCAAAUACAAGUUUGCAGCUACCGACAAAUUUCUGUGAUAUUAGUUGUCACACGCGUCUUGCACCUCACAACGGCAUACAGUUGAGUGGCUGCAGUACGGAGUACUAAUCCUAACAUUUAGGGAUAGUGACCAACGACUGCCCAGUACAUAUUUUCAAUACAUUUUGGGGCCAGACUAUUAAGUUACUAUCGAUUUGGCCUUCCUCCCUGCUGGAACUGGAACAUGAACGCGAUGCGAUCCUCUCAUCGCAUCCCUCCUGAGCAGCUGCAACAGAAAAAGCCAUCACAGAUCAAAUUCAUACGUGCGGCGCAAAUGAGCCUCUUUGCAAACAUAUCAUCAUGGCCGCCGUUGGGGCAAGUUACAUUCUUGAAGAGAAGAGGAGACAAUAUUUCUGGAGAUAAGGCCAGAUUCACCAUUUUACUUGAGGCAAGCAGUUCAUUUCCAGAGCAGGGCUGGGAAGUUUCUAUCUGGCAUAAUGUUUACGGAGACUGGAAAGAACUUACCCUACAAAAAGUCACUGGGCAAAAGGUUCCUGUGGCCUCUGGGCGAAAGACUGGUGGGGAUUACCAUCGGCAUACAUUUAGCGGAGAACUUGGAUUUCCCAAGGAAGGAAAAUAUGCGUCAUUCACGGUUAAAUAUAGAAUCGGCCCUGACACGGAGUGGCAAUGGGUGAAGGAACAGUUUGGGACCAAAGACGGGGAAAUUGUUUUUGAACCACCACAGACUUGGAUCGAUAAAUACCGCGAUGGUCAUCCUACAGAUCAAUUGAACAACUUUAUUGAGACUUUCAAUACCGAAUUGGAUGUGCAACGUCGUGCGAGCGAAACCCCAGGUGCAGUUUUAUGGAGCAUCGCCGGGAAAGCCCCUCGUGCAACAGAUGGUAAAAGCGGACGUGCAACACUGGCACUUGGUUCCCCGAGGGAGUUCGUGAGAAACUUUUCACUUGUUCGCAUAUGGAGCCCAUGGCUGGCUCCGAGGCAUGGAAUGGAGACCUAUCGACUAACAGAAGACGCUGUUUUGUCGUCGUUUCUGCGCAAGGAUGGCCUGUCACUGGUGCUUCUCGCCGUGAGCGGUCCGGCUAAUAUCUCAACAACGCUGCAGUCGAGCAAGUCAGGGGUCGUCAUCUCUGCGAGAAAUGACGAAAUGAAACAAGCUGAUGUGAAGGUACUCGCCGCGGUUGCUCCAUCCUUCAGGCUUGCCAUUGCUGCCGUAAUAUAUGAGGCGAGAAAAUUGGAGAGGCUCGUUGCCGAAUCGCUUGGUAAACCGACGCAAACGCUGACCUCUGACAGUUUUUCAAAAGAACCCGAUGAUCUCAGCGCUCAGUGGCUUUCAAGCUGGUAUGACGGCUUGGCGUACUGCACCUGGAACUCACUGGGUCAGAGCUUGACAGAAGAGAAGAUUCUCAAUGCAUUGGACACUUUAAAGGUCAACAACAUCAACGUUGUCAAUCUUAUCAUCGACGAUAACUGGCAAUCCUUGGACAAUAAAGGCAAGUCUCAAUUCCAACGAGGCUGGACACGAUUUGAAGCGAAUGAAGAGGGAUUCCCGAAAGGAUUAAAACAUGCCAUUAAUAGCGUCCGUGCAAAACACCCAAACAUCAAGCAUAUUGCCGUCUGGCAUGCUCUCAUGGGGUACUGGGGAGGGAUUUCUCCCAAUGGAGAGCUAGUACGGAACUACAAAACCAAGGUAGUCAAAAAGGUCGACCGGGUCGCGGGAGGAACCAUGCUUGCUAUUGACCCCGACGACAUUCAUCGCUUCUAUGACGAUUUUUACUCGUUCUUGUUAGCGGCCGGGGUCGACUCCGUGAAGACGGAUGCGCAGUUCUUUCUUGACACUUUAGACAAUGCGACUGACCGAGCUCGAUUCACCACGGAGUACCAAGAUGCAUGGUCAAUCUCGCUGUUGAGGUAUUUCCAAGCAAGGGGUAUAUCCUGCAUGUCGCAAACGCCUCAAAUAAUAUUUCAUUCGUACCUACUGACCACGAAACCGCGCAUCUUACUGCGCAAUUCUGACGAUUUCUUCCCGGACAUUCCUAGUUCCCAUCCCUGGCAUAUAUUUUGCAACGCACAUAACUCGCUAUUGACACGUCAUCUUAAUGUUAUUCCAGACUGGGACAUGUUCCAAACAAACCAUCCAUAUGCCUCCUUUCACGGAGCAGCCAGAUGCAUAUCAGGCGGACCGAUAUAUAUCACGGAUGAGCCGGGAAAGCAUGACUUUGAACUUAUUAACCAAAUGACUGCGCUGUCAAUUGAUGGAACUAGCGUCAUUCUUCGACCAAGCGUUCCGGGAUCCACGGUUGACGUUUAUCACAACUAUAAUGAAGGACAGCUUCUGAAAGUAGGAAGCUACACUGGACAAGCACGCACUGGAAGUGGGAUGCUCGGUCUGUUCAACAUCAGCGGCCAAGAUGUAUCCUCUCUGAUAUCUAUCCUCGACUUCCCUGGAGUUAACUCCGGCACUGAAACCGAAUACGUCGUUCGCGCACAUUCAACAGGGAAUAUGGCGAUAGGGCCAUGUGAUCAAAGUUUUCUGCUUUCUGUUGGUCUCGAGCCAAGAGGCUGGGAAAUCCUCACAGCAUACCCUGUUCACGCCUUUUCUUUGGAUAGGAAGUGUUCGGGGUCUGAAUUGACGCGGGUUGCAGUUUUGGGUUUCCUGGACAAAAUGACUGGCGCUGCAGCGAUAGUCGGUUUUGAUGUUGCUAUCUCGCAUGGUGGUCGACUUCGCUUCGAUAUUACCCUUAAGGCGCUUGGAGAAUUAGGAAUAUAUAUAUCCGAUCUUGGCACAAGAACCGUUGAGGACAACUUUAUGGUGAUGAUAUCAGGCAGAGCAGUCCCGGUUGAAACUAUUAAGGUACAGGGACCCAAUUUGCUGUCGGUGGAUAUUUUCACAGCAUGGAGAGAGAUGAGAUUGGAGCGUGGGUGGAGCAAUGAAGUUGUCGUCCAAGUUUUAAUGGACUGACCAUAUGCGUUUUUGGAAAGCAGUUGGAUAGAUAUAUUAAUUAUCUACUCCCUCCGUCAAAUAUCUCGUGUUAAAGCUCUUCUUUCAUUUGCUUUUCUUUUCUUCAUUUUCUUUUGCAAAGCCAGGUUGAAGAUUUGUUUGGCAG
This is a messenger RNA of Coccidioides posadasii C735 delta SOWgp, 3115 nucleotides long. RefSeq lists its product as uncharacterized. NCBI's taxonomy places the organism in Eukaryota, Fungi, Ascomycota, Eurotiomycetes, Onygenales, Onygenaceae. The record is from RefSeq and is a predicted model, not a curated record.